AUUUAAAAAUUCGUAGACGAUUGCAGACGAUUUGAGAAACGCGUACGCAUGCACUCUUGACCCAACUGCACUAAAAGCACGAGUUUUGUUUUAAAGGCUGAUGAAAUUUCGAAAAUGAAUGUCGCUUCAUUACCGGGGACGGCGACUCUUCUUGAAGAUUUAGACAAAAAGGUUAUAGUCGUUCUACGUGAUGGCCGAACUUUGAUAGGAUACCUCCGUAGUGUUGAUCAAUUUGCCAACUUGGUUUUGCAUCGAACUAUUGAGAGGAUUCAUGUUGGUAAAGAGUAUGGUGACAUUCCACGAGGAGUAUUUAUUGUCAGAGGAGAAAAUGUUGCUCUUUUGGGAGAAAUCGAUUUGGAGAAAGAAGAAAGAAUCCCCCUUAAGCAAGUUGGUGUAGAGGAGAUCCUUGAAGCCCAAAGGUUGGAGCAAGACGAGAAGCAAGCAAAGGAGAAAAUUAGAUUGAAGAGACUUAAAGAACUAGGACUUCAGUCAACUGUUGCAGAUUACACUCAUGAUGAUGCUUUUUAGUUUUUAUGCUUGCUGUGAAAUUGUUUUGAUUCGUGACAGGAAAGAACAUAAACGAUUCCUUUUGUAUA
This is a messenger RNA of Daphnia pulicaria, 596 nucleotides long. It is a transcript of the gene LSm1, whose product is annotated as U6 snRNA-associated Sm-like protein LSm1. Gene Ontology annotation, biological process: deadenylation-dependent decapping of nuclear-transcribed mRNA. The record is from RefSeq and is a predicted model, not a curated record. Gene Ontology annotation, molecular function: RNA cap binding. Bases 115 to 528 code for a protein of 137 amino acids. The transcript is spliced from 3 exons. Lineage: Eukaryota; Metazoa; Arthropoda; Branchiopoda; Diplostraca; Daphniidae. Gene Ontology annotation, cellular component: Lsm1-7-Pat1 complex; P-body.